Molecule: messenger RNA, 1287 nt
Organism: Colletotrichum spaethianum
Lineage: Eukaryota; Fungi; Ascomycota; Sordariomycetes; Glomerellales; Glomerellaceae
Product: formate dehydrogenase
Exons: 3
Coding region: 1-1287 (428 amino acids)
Cellular component (GO): cytosol
Molecular function (GO): NAD binding; oxidoreductase activity, acting on the CH-OH group of donors, NAD or NADP as acceptor; formate dehydrogenase (NAD+) activity
Source: RefSeq, a predicted model, not a curated record
AUGGUAUUGCUCCCUCGUAACAUGCGCUCUAUUGGUCCUUCAGUCUCUCGAGGACUUCACACGUCCUCGAAGGCAUCGUUCCUCGCAAGACCUGCAUUCAGCCGGGCUGCUGCUGCACCUUCGACUCUUCCUCGCAAGCUCUCUGGCCAGCUCAAUUCAAUCCGCACACUAACAACUACUCGCCAAAACCAGGUCAAGGUCCUCGCAGUACUCUACGACGGCGGUCAGCACGCCAAAGACGUCCCCGGCCUUUUGGGCACCACCGAGAACGAGCUUGGCAUCCGAAAGUGGCUCGAAGACCAAGGCCACACUCUGGUCACCACUUCUGACAAGGAUGGCGAGAACUCAAAGUUCGACCAGGAGCUUGUCGACGCUGAGAUCAUCAUCACAACUCCCUUCCACCCCGGUUACCUUACCGCCGAGCGUCUCGCCAAGGCCAAGAAGCUGAAGCUUGCCGUCACUGCUGGUAUCGGUUCCGACCAUGUCGACCUGAACGCCGCCAACAAGACCAACGGUGGUGUCACCGUCGCCGAGGUUACCGGCUCCAAUGUCGUCUCCGUCGCCGAGCAUGUUGUCAUGACUAUCCUUGUCCUCAUCCGCAACUUCGUCCCUGCCCACGAGCAGAUUGAGCGCGGUGACUGGAACGUCGCUGCUGUUGCCAAGCAAGAAUACGACCUUGAGGGCAAGACCGUCGGCACCGUCGCCAUUGGUCGCAUUGGUGAGCGUGUUCUGCGUCGCCUCAAGGCCUUUGACUGCAAGGAGCUCCUCUACUACGACUACCAGCCCCUGUCUGCCGAGAAGGAGAAGGAGAUUGGCUGCCGCCGUGUCGAGAACCUCGAGGAGAUGCUUGCUCAGUGCGACGUUGUUACCAUCAACGCUCCCCUUCACGAGAAGACCCGCGGCCUCUUCAACAAGGACCUCAUCUCCAAGAUGAAGAAGGGUUCCUACCUCAUCAACACCGCCCGCGGCGCCAUCAUCGUCAAGGAGGAUGUUGCUGACGCCCUCAAGUCUGGCCACCUCGCCGGCUACGGUGGUGACGUCUGGUUCCCCCAGCCCGCCCCUGGCGACCACCCUCUGCGCACCGCCAAGAACCCCUUCGGAGGCGGCAACGCCAUGGUUCCCCACAUGUCUGGUACUUCUCUCGACGCCCAGAAGCGCUACGCCGAUGGUACCAAGGCCAUCAUUGACAGCUACCUGAGUGGCCGUGAGGACUACAAGCCCGAGGACCUGAUCGUCCACAAGGGUGACUACGCUACCAAGGCCUACGGCCAGCGUGAGAAGAAAUAA